GCGCCCAAUGCCCGUCGCCCCGCUGGAUGACGUCAUCCCCCUCCGCCUCCUCCGACGGCCAGUGCCGCGGGGGCUGCCGGGGGCGCACCGUGCGCCGACUGCGUCUGCGCGAGCCAUCUGGAGGCUGGAACCGCGUAGCCGCUGCGGGCCAUGGAAAGAGUGUCUUGGAAUAGUCAGCCGACAGGUACAGGCGGCUUUCUCGAAUUGUGUUAAGGGCCAGGGCGCGACACCCCUGCGUCUUUAAGGGCUUCAGACUUGGCUUCUGCGGCCGGCUGGACUCGCUGCUCGUAGGCCUGGACCCUUCCCACUGCUGAACCAACGGGAACGCGGUACCUCCGUGAAUCUGCCAAUAGAGAGCGCUCGGCCGUGGGCAGGCGGGGCCUCUGAGUCUUCCAGCAUCUGAAGCCCAGCACCUGACUGGUCCUGUCCUCAUGAGACCUGUGGGUCAUUCCUUAAAGACCUUAAGUUCCUGUGUCUCGCCCCUGCCUUCUCUUGGUCUGAAUGUCUCCACAGCAGCUGUAAGUAAUGAAUGGAACAAAUGCUUUGUCUGUUGAGUGAGACUGGUGCAGUUCUGUGCACAGGAGCUGAGUCCAUCAGGAGCAGGCCGUCUGAGCUGUAUCUGUCUUCUGUAAGGAGUGGGACAGGAAGGAGUCCAUGGGAGCUCAGCAAAGAGUGGAGAUAUGGGCUUUAGCCAGAAAGCUCUGAUUGCUUGCUCUGUGGAAAGCCCUUUUAGGGCACCCUCUUCAUAUAAGCACCUGCCAUCUACCCCAUGAGUCACCUUGAGAAACAUGCCACCAUCAGGAACAGAACCCACACCAAGCCUAGUGACUCAGAGUCUCCCACCCAUCCAGAACAAGGAAGAGACAGAAGUACCAGAUGCCUGAUCCAGCCCUUGGAGGAGCUUCCCUAAGCACAAAGCUGGCAGCUGGUGCUUUCCUCAUCAGGGAACUUCUGCCCUCUGCUGGUCGAGACAGGGGAAACAGCUCAGUGCCACCUUGAAAUCCUGGAAGAGACCAAGGCUAACCCUUUUCCCGUGCUGACUAUUGAAGCUGAUGUAUCAAUGCUUCCAUUCCCUGAACUGACAAAGUUUCCUUUAUGAAGCAGAUUUAAGCGUCAGCUUCCUCAGGUCGUUUCUCCAUUGCCUGUCUCUUCGGAUUCAUCACCACUAUGCGUCAUGCUUCAGGUUUAGGUCCUGCUGGGAAAAUGUCAGAUGAAUUUUUGUUGGCAUAUGUGAGCAACAUAAAAGCUGGCCCGGCUCCUCAAGGCUGGCUAGGCUCCGGUCCGCGGAGUAACCUGAGUGCUCCACCAGCUGUGCUGUCUGGACUCCCACUAAGUGCAGCACCCUCUGCCUUGCCUUUUCGGCCAGCACCAACAGGACUGUAUCCCUCCAUUCCUCCAACUGGGCCACCACCAGGAACCCCGGCAUCCUUUUUUCCCCCUGGACCAUCAUGUCCCCAGCCUAGUGGUCCUUAUCCAGCCCCUGCUGUACGGGGCCCUGGUCCCACAGGGCCGUAUGCUACACCAAAUAUGCCCUUUCCAGAGCUACCUAAGCCAUAUGGUGUACCCACAGAUCCAGCUGCAGCUGGUUCUUUAGGUCCGCGAGGAUCUGUGUCUUCUGGACUUUGGGCAUCAGGAAUGGGAGGGCAGCAUCCCACAGCUCUUCCUCCAGUGUCAGGAGCACUGCCUGUUCCAUGGGGUACUGUGCCACCGGAAGCCUGGGGACCACCAGCACCAUAUACUGCCCCUGCAGGAUCGUACCCCACACCAGGACCCCGUUCUACUCCAAAUAAUCCAUACCAAGUACCUCCAGGACCUUCUGAUACUCCGCCAGUGCCUGGUGGCCCCGGUAAAACGAGUGAAGUGCCAGGUGGCCCUUCCCGUCCUGAGGCAUCUAACCAGGAGAGCACCCCAGAGACCACUGGACAAACGAAGCAACCGAAGGUAGAUGACAAACUCAUCAAGAGGAGGCGUCCUAAGAAGAAGAGUAAGCCAGUAACUUGGGGAGACAUCAAGACUUUAACUCAUGAAGCUGAGACCUUGGGGAAACAACAAGGGCACAAUACUACUGACCCAAAAAUGAUGCUGUUAUGUUUAAUGACUAUAUUACAUGUUAAUUCUCAGCGUAGCAAUGCAGAAUCAAAGUGAUUUUUGUCAGUGGGGAUAAAAGGCACACCUGUAAUACCUGUAAUAAACAGUAUGAUGUUGUUUUGCCAAAACAAAAAGACCAAAACAAACAAACAAAAAAAACCCACUACCACCAGUCAA
Messenger RNA from Arvicola amphibius (Eurasian water vole), 2265 nucleotides. Its product is annotated as MAPK-interacting and spindle-stabilizing protein-like. The transcript is spliced from 6 exons. The record is from RefSeq and is a predicted model, not a curated record. Bases 1168 to 2145 code for a protein of 325 amino acids. NCBI's taxonomy places the organism in Eukaryota, Metazoa, Chordata, Mammalia, Rodentia, Cricetidae.